Uloborus diversus is the source of this 1738-nucleotide messenger RNA. RefSeq lists its product as uncharacterized. The transcript has 9 exons. Bases 20 to 1738 code for a protein of 572 amino acids. The record is from RefSeq and is a predicted model, not a curated record. Gene Ontology annotation, molecular function: metal ion binding. NCBI's taxonomy places the organism in Eukaryota, Metazoa, Arthropoda, Arachnida, Araneae, Uloboridae.
CGAUGCAAAAUUCUUUGACAUGCUCUUCCAGACAGAGCAAGAAAAAAAUGAAAAUUCCCACAAGAAGGAAAAUGCGAAUUCCGUGCAAUCAGAAAGAAAGUCUAAGUUUCUGCUGAAAAGAAUGGAAGAUGCAGCUGCCAAUUAUAUUGACUACGACCAAGUGCAGAAUUCUCAACAGGGAACCCCUGAAGCUUGGAUUUCUGCCGCCCAGGAACCAAAAGAGGAGGAGACCGGUGUGAAAGACUAUCGCACAGAGCUUGAAUUGUACAGGGGGAGCUCGCCGGAAUCUGAGGAAGAAAAAACUAAGAAUCCAAAGAAGAAGCGAGGAAAGAAAAAGAAGAGGAAGAAGAAAUUAACUGAAAAAGGCAAAAUUAAGAGAGAUAAAUUUCUUAAAGAAGUUGCCCAUAGAAUUGUAUGCACCUAUUUCAAACAAGGCUACUGUUAUAAGGGCGCCGACUGUGCAUACUCUCAUGUACUACCGAAAAAACUUCCAGCUCUUUGCAAGUUUUCAUUCUACCGAGACACUUUCUCAGAUUCGUCAGACGUCAAGCACAACAAGGAUGAUUCUCCUCCGUUCCACCUCUCAAGUUCUCCAUUCCACCUCCCACAAUUGGAUAACUACACACAUCCCUCAAAUCACGUAAAAGUCAAAGAGUCAAUGUCUGAAGAUGACAGUGCUGAUGGACAUGAGUUAAAAAUUGCUCUUCCGGAACGUAUUCCUUCUGGCUCACAAAUUUCCCUCGGCUGUUUCAGUCAUGAACCGAUUGCUUUCAAAGUUAAAACAGAUGACUGUAAUACCAUUUGUGAUAGUGGUAGAGAAAGACUGAGCUCACCGUCUAACUUCAAUGACGAAAAUCCUCUGGAAAGUUUUUCCAAAUUACCUAGUGCCAUGCCAACUUGUCCAAUACCUGAUACAACAAAGGGCUUCAUGCAAUGCGAGCGAAAUAGAAAUUCAUCAAAGUUGAUUGAAUCAGAAGUUUCCGAAAGCUCUCCCGAGACGUUGGCACAAAACUCCCUCUCAUCUUUCAAUGCUUGCCAACCGGGGCAUGUUGAAAUUAAAUCUGAAAGAUCACUUGUUGAACAACAGUCGUCCACUUUGCCUCCUUGCCCCUCAAGUCUGGAAAACUUUAUGAUGGAAACUGAGUCCAAAUUCCUGCUGCCUAAAGUUAUUGAAAAAUCUCAUUCUCACCCAAAUGCAUAUGCAGAAGGAGGCAGAAGUGCACCUGUCAUUGCCCAAACCGAGGAAAAGAAGCAGACAGCGAAUCGGUUUCCAUUCCAGCCGUUUGUACCCCAGAAAGACAAGAAAGAUAAUCCAGAUUUAGGAAAACCUUUUUCUGAAAAUGUAGUCGGUGGCCAUCCAAGACCUCCAAUGAUCGAAACAGCUCCAGAAGAGGGCCCCUUAAAUGGCAGCCCGGCUGCAUCCGGAACUUCUGAAAGUGCUUCUGUUGUAGACAAAGUCGCUGGUGACAGAGCCUUGUCUUCCGAAAUCCUGGGUGUCACGGCAAAGACGGAUGUUGUAAUGGCAGCCGAGUGCAGUGCUAUUGAAACACAGGGAGCCUUGUGUAAUAAUCUGUUGAAGAAUCAUGUAAACAAUGAAUCUACAAAGCCUCUUGGAAAGAAAAGGAUUAAGAAGACUAAGAAGAAUCAGGGAAAAAACAAGAAUCAAAAUGCUCCAAAGAAAUCAUCUUGUCCAAUUCAAGAAAACCCAUGGAUCGAUAACAAGGACAAUAUUCCUUAA